Molecule: messenger RNA, 1101 nt
Organism: Ananas comosus (pineapple)
Lineage: Eukaryota; Viridiplantae; Streptophyta; Magnoliopsida; Poales; Bromeliaceae
Product: peroxidase 5-like
Exons: 2
Coding region: 29-1039 (336 amino acids)
Biological process (GO): hydrogen peroxide catabolic process; response to oxidative stress
Cellular component (GO): plasmodesma; plant-type cell wall
Molecular function (GO): peroxidase activity; heme binding
Source: RefSeq, a predicted model, not a curated record
UAUAUAUAUCUCUCUCUCUCUCUCUAAAAUGAUGCAUAAGUAUCAUGUUCAUGCACUAUGGUUUGUGAUCACACUCUUUCUUGUUGUACACCAGCUGUUUUCGCCGACGGUGGCGGCAUUAGAAGUCGAUUACUACCGCCUGACGUGCCCGAUGGCGGAGAAGAUCGUCAGGCGGACGGUGACGAGAGCGGUGGACAGGGAUCGCGGUUUGGCCCCCGCGCUGAUAAGGAUGCACUUCCAUGACUGCUUUGUUAGGGGCUGCGAUGCGUCUAUCCUUCUCGACCCGACCGCAACGAACCGGACGGAAAAGCUGAGCCCCGCCAACACCCCGAGCCUCCGCGGCUACGAAGUAGUCGACGAAGCUAAGGCCCGGCUCGAGUCCCACUGCCCGCAGACCGUCUCCUGUGCCGACAUUAUCGCCUUCGCGGCCCGCGACAGCGCCUGCCUGGCUGGUGGCCCCGAGUACGCCGUCCCCGCGGGCCGCCGCGACGGCGCAGUCUCCCGAGAAUCCGAAGUCCUCCCAAACCUCCCCCUCCCAAACUCCACUCUUGACCAGCUCAUCCAAAUCUUCUCCUCUAAGGGGCUCGCCGUCGAACACCUAGUGGCGCUCUCCGGCGCACACUCCGUCGGCGUCUCGCAUUGCUCGUCCUUCGCCCACCGGCUCUACGGCUUCAACGCCACGCACGCGCAAGACCCCGCAUUGGACCGGAGCUUCGCGAGCCUUCUGAAGGCGAAUUGUCCCCCGUCGUCGGGGACUGACACGGCACGGACCGACCCCACUGUGCCGCUGGACUCGAAAGCGUCAGACCGGCUGGACGUGAGGUACUACAUGAACCUGAUGGCUGGGAGGGGGCUGCUGGGGUCGGACCAGGCGCUGGUCAGCGGCCCGGUGACAGCGGCGCUGGUGGCAGUGCAUGCCGCGGAGCCGUGGCGGUGGAAGGAGGAGUUCGCGGCGGCGAUGGUGAGGAUGGGAUCCAUAGAAGUGCUCACUGGAGAGGAAGGAGAGGUGAGGAAGGAUUGUAGGGCGGUGAAUGGUUAGCCGCAGUUGUGUGAAAUUGUUUGUUGAAUUGUAUGUUUCUAUUGCAAAUCUCUGUUGUGGUA